UCUAAUAAUGCUGGUAUUUAUGGUGAAGGUAUUAUUGAUGGGCAAGGUAGUACCGUACUUAAUGACAAAAUGACAAGUUGGUGGGAUUUAGCUCAAAAAGCAAAAACUGGGGGAAAUCAGAACGCUCCACGUCUAAUUCAUAUUAAUAAUAGUCAGAAUAUUACACUUUAUAAAAUUACCUUAAAGAACUCACCAAAAAUUCACAUUGUUUUCUACAAAAGUAAUGGCCUAACCGCUUGGAACACGACAAUUGAUACACCUGCAAAUGCUAGAAAUACAGAUGGUAUUGAUCUUCUUUCUUCAAGAAAUGUCACUGUUGCAUACAGCAAUAUUAGUACUGGCGAUGACAAUAUUGCGAUUAAAGCCAAACCAAAUAGUGGUCCUUCUAGAGACAUGAGCUUCAUACAAAACAAUUUUGGCUCUGGUCAUGGUUUAUCUAUAGGUAGUGAAACAAUUGAUGGAGUUUAUAAUAUAGACGUUAACGGUUUGAUAAUGAAUGGAACAGAUAACGGCUUACGAAUUAAAAGUGAUAAGUCUGCUUCGGGAGAAGUAGCAUCUGUAAACUAUAACCAUGUCACUAUGUCUAAGGUUAAAAAUGCGAUUAUGAUGGAUACGGUUUAUGAAAAUAAAUCAGGUUCUACGAAAGCAAAUUGGCAUGAUAUUACUUAUAACGAUAUUACGGUAACAGGUAGCUCAAAUAUUAUUUUUAAUGGUAAAAAUGCUGCUAAACCACUGCAAGCGACCAUGAUAGAUAUGCAUCUUCCUACG
Molecule: messenger RNA, 768 nt
Organism: Habropoda laboriosa
Lineage: Eukaryota; Metazoa; Arthropoda; Insecta; Hymenoptera; Apidae
Product: endo-polygalacturonase-like
Exons: 1
Biological process (GO): carbohydrate metabolic process
Molecular function (GO): polygalacturonase activity
Source: RefSeq, a predicted model, not a curated record